Molecule: messenger RNA, 2211 nt
Organism: Homalodisca vitripennis (glassy-winged sharpshooter)
Lineage: Eukaryota; Metazoa; Arthropoda; Insecta; Hemiptera; Cicadellidae
Product: SEC14-like protein 2
Exons: 10
Coding region: 94-1287 (397 amino acids)
Cellular component (GO): cytoplasm
Source: RefSeq, a predicted model, not a curated record
UGCCUGAUCAGCUGUUUGUGCAGUGCCGACGCACCAGUCAGUCGUGUGGUGGCAGUGCAAGUGGCAGUGGCAGUGUGGCGCGGUCGGAUCACUAUGGCACCCAAUAAACUUAACCUCAACGAUGAUCAACUAUUUUCAUUAAUGAAGCUAAGGCGUAACGUGGCAGACGUAUGUACCCUUCCGUACCAUGAUGACCAAUUUCUACUUCGAUGGCUCAGAGCAAGAAAUUUCGACUGCGCUGCAGCAGAAAAGAUGUUGAGAGAGUCCCUGAAAUGGAGGGCUGAGUGGGACGUAGACAACCUGGAAGAAUGGGAGGCGCCUGCGGUGUUCGAGCAGUACUACCCCAGCGGCAUCUGCGGGUUCGACAGGGAGGGCUCUCCCGUCAUCGUGCUGCCCUUCUCAGGCAUGGACAUCUGGGGCAUGCUCCACACAGUCACUAAGGCCGAUUUGAUCAAGCAGACGAUUCGCACAGUGGAGCGACACCUGGCUCUGGCUCGCAGUCAGGCCUCGAUCCACGGGCAUCAGGCCUCCCAGCUGGUCGCCAUCAUCGACAUGACGGACUUCAACCUUCGCCAGUACGCCUGGAGACCAGCGAGCGAGCUUGUCAUCGCCAUGAUCCAGAUGUACGAAGCUAACUACCCAGAGAUCCUUAAAGCCUGCUACAUCAUCAACGUGCCGAAGGUGUUCGCCCUGGCCUUCUCUAUCGUGAAGAACUUCUUGAACGACUACACGAUCAGCAAGAUCCAGAUCUUCAAGGCGGAGCCGGGCAAGUGGGGACCGGCUCUUCUGCGGCAGAUACCCGCCGAGAACCUCCCUCAGCAGUAUGGCGGUGACAUGGUCGACCCUGACGGUGAUCCGAGGUGUCCUUCCAAGGUUCCACAAGGAGGAAAGGUGCCAAAGUCCAUGUACGUACGCAAGAGCGACCGGCUGGCCUCCGAAGGGAAAGACAGCUAUUGCAGCGCCACGGUGCGGAAAGGGGAGAAACUAAGGCUCAACUACUUGGCCGCUCAAGAGGGUUCGUUCCUCAAGUGGGGUUUCUACAGCGAUGGACACGACAUCAAGUUCGGAGUGUCCAGCAAGGACGAGGAGGGUCGGGAGACGGUGGUGGUUCCUGUCCACAGGGUGGAGUGUCACAAGACAGAAGAGGUGGGGACCAUAGAGUGCCCUACCCCUGCCACUUAUACGAUAAUAUUCGACAACUCCUACAGUUAUUUGCGCAACAAGAAGCUCCAUUACUCCAUCUCCAUAACAACUCCAGAUUCUCCAGAUAACUCCCCAGAGGAAUGACACUCCUGGAGUUGAGGAGACCAAAAAACUCCUUUCUUCCUCAUCAAUAAGCUCUCUGCUCCUACUGCUCAGUAUUACGCCUUCAUACCCUUGAAGAGCUUUACCUAGGGAUAUCUUGUACAUACUAUAUUUUCACACUUCAUCGGUAAUCCUGUUACCCAGAACUGUUUAUUGAUUAGAGAAUGUGUAUUUUUUUAAUUGUAGUUUACACGCAAUGUUAGUUGUUUUGUUUUGCUCCUUUUCCACCUACAUAUAUUUUUAAGAAGAGUGUUUUAAUACAGUUUAUGGGUGUUUUUCCUAACCUAUCUCUUUUUGUAUUAUGAUUUUCGUUCUAUUUUAUUAGAGUAGACAAAAACUGAAUUAGUGCUCAAACACAGUGUGUGCAGUGCGUAAAAAGUGGUUCACGAGUGACAUAAAUGCAAUUGAGAGUUUCGAUACAAAAACUGUAAAUAACGGCAAAACUCCUUUGUCUAUUUUUAUCAUACUCUAAUUUGUUCAGUUCAAGGUGCUCAUAAUUUGUUUGAAAAAGAUUUUUUAAGCAGUAACAGAACUGUUUCAUUAAGAUGUAAUUCAGAUGCACAGGUAAGUGUUUAAACAGUACCUUAUUUGCCCUGAAAUAUGUAUUUACACAAUCAAUAUCUUUUCAUUAAUUAUUUGUUUGUAAGCUUCAACUCAGUAUCAUAUGAAUAAAAAAUACAAGUUUUAAAUUACCAGGUUAAUUCGUUUUAUAGUUACAUUAAUUUCUGUUUCUUCCCCAAAAGUAGCUUCUGCUAAGUGUGAAGAACAACACAAUAAUAAAGGGAAUGUUUCUGCAAAGCAUAAAAUGCUCCAAAUUACAUUUUAUCUUAGUUUUAGUGCAUGAUUUUUGUAUAAGAGUUAAUGUUGUAUUGUACAGUUAAUAAUAAUAAUGUAUGUUGAAAACUG